This is a messenger RNA of Colias croceus (clouded yellow), 3028 nucleotides long. Its product is annotated as acid sphingomyelinase-like phosphodiesterase 3a. The transcript has 10 exons. The coding region runs from base 164 to 1516 and encodes 450 amino acids. The record is from RefSeq and is a predicted model, not a curated record. NCBI's taxonomy places the organism in Eukaryota, Metazoa, Arthropoda, Insecta, Lepidoptera, Pieridae.
GGGAAACAUGUCCCUAUGUUUUGUAUUUAUGAGAUCGUGUGCUUGUGAAAUUAUGGGUUCGGUGAUAAACUUUGAAUGGAUGUAAAGUGAUUUUUGGAAGUGGCAACAAUUUAAAUUAGAACUGAAAAGUGACUUGUAGCGACGUUGGAAUACGACGUUCAAAAUGUCGACAGCCAGCCUCAUAUUGAUGUCCAUAUGUGUUCUCUUGUUGACUUGCACUCACGCUAAAAUCGGUUACUUCUGGCACAUAACAGACUUCCACUACGAUCCGUUAUACUCACCACAAGGAGACACGAGAAAACAUUGUCACAGAACGGAUGAUCGUGGUAGUUCAGGGCAUCACCGUUCCCUGGGACGUUUUGGGGACUAUGCUUGCGACAGCCCCUUGGAGCUGAUCGUAUCUGCUCUCCGGUAUAUGCGCACGAGGCAUUCUGAAAAUGUCGAGUUUGUUUUAUGGACUGGUGGCAUAAUAGCUUCCAGAUAUAGUGGGAAAGACGUCGAUAGGUACCAGGCAAUUAGAAACAUGACAGAGUUACUUCGAAUGACGUUUAGCUCUCACUUCGUGUUCCCAGUACUGGGCUAUACAGACCCGGCGCCGUCGGAAACGUUAACUAAUUUAUGGAGCCAUUGGUUACCUCUGGAAGCCUUGCAAACAUUAAAAAAUGGGGGAUACUAUACAAUAGAGCAGACACAAAGCAAGCUACGGAUCGUGGCACUAAACACGAAUUUGUUUACGGUCCGUGAGCAGAAUACUGUCCACGCGCGACGGCAGUGGGAAUGGCUGGAUUCUGUUCUUGAAAAAUCUAUCGCUAAUAAAGAAAUGGUCUACAUAGUUGGGCAUGCAGCGCCUGGUUCAGAUUCUAGACACAAUAGUAUAUCUGCUGAAGCCAACGAGAAAUAUCUCCGCACUGUGCGGCGAUACGCGCGAAUUAUUGCUGGCCAGUUCUUUGGCCACUUGCAUGCUGAUACUUUCCGAGUUAUGUAUGAUAAAGAACAACCCGUAUCCUGGGCUUUCUUAGCGCCGUCUAUCAGCCCCCAUCGUGAACAAGGCGGCUCAACAAAUCCUGGUCUACGACUUUACAAGUUUGACACAGACAGCGGAAAGGUGUUAGAUUACACGCAGUUCUAUUUGGACCUUGUGGCCGCGAACCGAGCGGAUUCAGGAGCGGAGUGGGUAGCGGAGUAUAACCUCACACAGUACUAUGGCCUUCGAGAUGUAUCCGCGGAAUCGCUUCAUGGCUUGGCUGAGAAGUUGCGAACUAAUACGCCACAUGAUGCUACUUUCUUUAGCAGGUAUCUCCGGGCUUACAACGUGAAAUACGAGUACGCAGAUAAUUGCGAUGGCGCCUGCGCUCACCAACACUAUUGCGCGAUCACUUGCCUCGAGCACGUGGCCUACCAACAGUGCGUAGAGGCCACGGCAAGCGCGCUAGCUGCCUCCGGCGGAUCCGCUACGCUCAUCGCUCCGCUUGUGGCCAUCGUACUAGCCUUUAUAGCCAGUUUUAUAGUGAUAUAAAUAAAAAGUGAAAGACUUGAUAGCGAUAAGUGAAUGUGAAAGAGUUUUGAAUGUUCAUCUUGGACUGUUCGUGAUAUUUAAAGGCUUGCGCAGACGAGGUAUUUUUGACCGUGGCGGAGAAAAAAGUGCACUCCGCCAAUAAAAACUCCGCUGCGGUUUUACCGCGUACUCGACGCACACGGUGUGCGGAGAAAAGCACGCUAUGAAAGCGAAUAUUCAGAUGUUACAAUGCGGACUAAAGUCUGCCGUGUGCGUUGCUUCGGCUCGUCACACGUCAUGUUCUAUUAUUUUCGGGGACCCCCCCGUACUUUUAUCCGGUCCACUACCUGCAUGCCCGCGGUUAUACGGUACAUUUCAUCCCUCGUUUGCGUUACUCGAUACAGUUGUAAGUUAUCUAUUUUGGCGGACAAAAAAUUUUGCGGUCUAAAAUCCCUCGUCUGCGCAGGCCAUAAUUGUGUAGCUUGUUUACGUUUCAAUAUUUAUUUAUUGAUGAGGCCUAUUGAUUUAUUACGAUGUGUAUCAAAUAGUAGUUUUAAUGUAAUUGACUUCUUGCUCAUUUUCUUCGUGUAUUUUGUACUGUUCUAUUGAUAGAUAUUUUAACUACUCAAUUUUAUAUGAUUAAUCUUAGACGUUACGAUUCUUGACUUUAAUAACUUUUCAGGCGUAUUACAUUACACUAGGUCUAAAACUUAUUUUAAUGUACUAUUUAUUUAUGUCUACAAUAAACAAUUUUUAUAAAUUGAAAUAGGCAAAUUACAUAAUUCAGACUUGUAUGUAGUUUUAAGUAGGAUAAACUAAAAAUUAAAAACUUAUAUUAUAAUGGCGUAAACGUCAUUAAGGAUAAUGAUAGAAGUGUAAAUAAUUCGUAAUUGUUAUGCUCUUUCUAAAACGAAACAGCUGAUGUUAAAUUAAAAAAAGAGAAUGCAUGCCGAGCACACGUGUCAGAAGUGAAACUUCUUUGGCAAGAUUCAAAGAUACCAAAAUAAAGCCUUACUCCAUGAUGUGACGGUAUUGCCGUGAGGCGAUCUUGAAAUUUUACUCUCGACGCGCCUAAACAAGUUUCGCUUCAAAUAUGUUAAUUUCAUGGAAAUAAUUUGGAGAAAGAAAAAAGUGUUCAUUUCGUCAGCAAGAAAUUAAUUAAAUAUGAUAUAUUUUAUCUCGAGGUUAAAAUUUUAACACAACCAAUUUAAUAAAUCGUAACAAAAAUUUACAUAAUUCUAUGAAUACCCUUUAUCUUGUAACAUUUCAAGGAGAUUGUUUAAUUUUUGUACGAAUAAAAAUUUAAAGUAAAUUGUAAAUAGCUUAAAUUAUUAUCGAUACUUUGGAAUUUGUAAACGAGGAACAACUAGGACAUAAGAAUUGUAAUUUGCUUUAAAUAUUUAAAAAAUAUUCCAUAUAAGGAGAUGUUUAUAAUUUCGCACCUUUGAAGCUACAUUUAAUUUAUUUUAUGUAGAACAGUGUUCCCGUUGUCAGAAUUUGGUGUUUAGUUAAUAAACGAUUGUAUUCUACAAA